GUGGGGAUGGGGGGACAAAAAAAAGAAUAAAAUAGUUUGUGUGUUUAGCAAGUUCCCGCGUAAAUUCAAUAUCGGUCAUGUGAUAUCGCGAGAGACACGUCGUACUUGUGUUGUUUUUUCGAGACCUUAUGAAAGAGAGAGAGGGAGAGAGGGAGGAGAGAGAGAGAGAGAGAGAGAGAGAGAGAGAGAGAAAGAGAAAGAGAGAGACGUAGAGAGACGUAAAGAUAGAAAAAUCGGAGAUUAGACCAUGGAACGUGAAACUCACGUGGUUGUUACAAGAUAUAAAUAAAAAUAAAUUAGAAAGAAAUAAAGAAAAAAGAAUUCGAAAUAUUUUACAGAGAGGGACAAAAGAAAGGGAGGAAGAAAGAGAGAGAGAGAGAGGGGAUAGAGAGAGGGAGAGAGAGAGAGAGUUUUGUGGAAGUUUAAUCUUUUUACGAGUUGAGUGAUAAGAAGAACCACGCGUGAUGCUGCUGUUGAUAUGAAAAGUUCGAAGAUCCAUUUGAGAUUCGACCGAUUGAUAGAACGUAAAUAGAAACGAGAUAUUGCGAUAGUUUUAAUAUAAAGGACGUGUUGUCCUUUGAUUGUGUUAAUCUCAAGAAUUUCAAGAGCGACAAGAAAUACACAUACAUACACGUACAUGUAUAUAUAUAUAUAUAUAUAACAUAUACACACACAUGGAUAUCGUGUAAACGAACUUUUAUUUAACGAUAACGUUACAGAACGGAUUGUACGUUGCAUUCAUGUUUUCUACACGAGUGUAACAUUCCUUAUGAAACUUUUGAUUCAGUAGAUCGAUCGUAUUCGAAGUAAUUCGAAGUUUCAAUUCAAAGGAAAGAGGACGUUGGAAAGAAAAAAAUUGUUGAGAGAUCACUUCCACUUUCCUCUACCGAUCUUUGGAAUCAACUUUAAUGACGUGUUUUCUCGUUAUGAAUACACCGUUAGAGCCGAAUCAGUAUCGUUCGCCGUAUGGGUGCCUGGGUUGACGAUUGUUUAGUGGAGGAGGAGGAGGUGGUCCUGAUCAAGCAGCAGAAGCAAAAGCAUCAGCAUAAACGGGGCUCAUCAAGAAGGACUUGCCGAAUUUUUGAUCGAGUUUGCGAUGGUGGCGGUGUGGUUACGGGCCAAUUGCGUCCAGACAUCAUAUUCUCAUAUUACGCUGCGUUCGCGUCCGCGUUGCUGUUGCCGUUACGUCGUCAGUUUACUAGGCAGUUAUACGAGUGGCCGUGUUUACCAUUAUUUAAAUCAAGGACGAAACUAAAUCGGUUUUGAAUUGAAAAUUCUCGUUGUGAGAUUAUAAGAAGGGAAAUCACAAGAAGAAACAUCGAAGGUGGGCUUUGAUGUCAUUCGACACAAAGUCAGAUAAAUUGCGUUUGAACGAAGAACGCUUCCUUCGUGUUCGCCAAUAUGGCUGACUGGACCAAGUUCAAGGGCAAGAGAAAUAGUCGAAAGAAUGAACGAAAUGGAUCGAUAGGUGAGAGAAACGAUGGUUUUCCGAAGGAGUCUGGGUCAUUGGAGGGAAAUGGAGUAUUGGAUUCGAAUGAUCGAAAGAUUGUUAUUGAGGUUACCAAUAGGACACCUUUCGAAAUGGGCCUGGAAGAGACAGAAGAAAAUACUGGAAGACAGAAAAUGAUGGAGGUUCUCUUAGAGGACUCUUCCAAAGCUUUAAAUAGGUAUAAGGAUAACAGCGAAGAGAAAAGACUUGUAGAGAAUUAUAGCGAUCAGUGGUUAGAGCCUGGAUCGAGGAUACGACAAGAAGCGAAACAAGAGUUGACAGAAAGUAUGAAUAAUUCACCAAAGAGACCAGGAAGUCUUUAUAAAGAUGACUCGUUUAGUCCGCAAAAGUUGAAGAAUGUUUUUAACGAGAGAAAUUCGCUUUUUGGAUCACCAACGAGGAUCCCUCUCUCGUCGAAGAGUCACUCACUUACAGAGAAAAGUACGGAAAGACUCGUUAACGGUAAAUCACCGAGAGAAGAAAAGCAACAACAUCAUGUUCAAUUUAACAAGGAUUCGAAAAAGCAAUCACAACAACAAGAACAACAGCAACAGAAUUUAUCGGACGAGAGGCCACAUCCGAGUCCUUCAAUCUCUACUUCGACUACCAGUAGCUCUGAGGACAAUUCGACUCUCGAUCAAUUUUGUGAAGCCAGACCACCAGACGGUGGUUGGGGUUGGGUUGUGGUUGCUGCUUCCUUUAUGGUUAAUCUCAUAGCGGAUGGCAUCACUUUUUCAUUCGGUGUCAUUUACGUCGAGUUUCUUAAUUAUUUUGGAGAAGGCAAAUCAAAGACUGCAUGGAUAGGUAGUCUUUUUAUGGCAAUGCCUUUGCUGUCUGGACCAGUAGCGAGUUUUCUAACGGACAGGUACGGUUGUCGGAGAGUCUCGAUAGCUGGUAGUAUAUUAGCAACCGUAGGAUUUAUCGUGAGUUCAUACGCAAAUUCAAUGGGGGUUCUAAUUUUCACAUUCGGAGUCGUUUCCGGUUUCGGAUUAUCUUUAUGUUUCGUUGCGGCAGUCGUCAUCGUCGCUUACUACUUCGACAAGAAGAGAUCUUUCGCCACAGGAUUGUCUGUCUGCGGCAGCGGCAUUGGUACUUUUAUCUUUGCACCUGUAACUCAGUAUCUUCUUGCGGAAUAUGGUUGGAGAGGAACGAUGUUGAUACUAGCAGGUUUGUUUUUGAAUUUGGCGGUAUGUGGUUGUUUGAUGAGAGAUCUCGAGUGGACGACCACCAUAACAAAGGCAAAAACUGAAGAGAGGAGAAAAAAUCGUGAGAAAAAGAGAUCGAGAAUACAAAGCUCCAGUGCUGAUUCGUUUUCCGCAAGUAGUUCGGCAAAUACAACAACUCAAACGCCUCACGGUGAUACAAAAAGAAGUUUUGCUUCGGCGAAUGCGAUGAUCAUCGAGAAUCUUCGCCUGCAAGAGGAAGGAGACGACGAUAAACUCUUCUCCAGUCUCGUCAGUUUGCCUACUUUCGUUAAAAACGGAGAGAAGGUUCCACUCGAAGUACUAGAGUUAUUAAGUACUCGAAAGAAUGUCUAUAACGUCUUAUUACAAAAUUAUCCGAAUCUUUUGAUAUCCUCCAAGAGCUUCAGCGAUUCCGGUGCUCUUCACGAUCAAAUAAGUAUACCUUCAGCUAGAUUCGUACCAACGCCCAGCCCAUUAGCUGAUCUUAAAGGCGAGGAUCGGAAAGACAAAAGCUCGAAAAAUGAUGAGCAAGAACAUGGAAGACAGACUGAUACCGCGUAUCUUUGGUGGUUAAAAAAAAUCAACUCCGAUAGUCCUUUGCGCCGUUCAAGUACCAUGGAACAUCCACGAAGACUGCCCACAGCCUAUCUCAAGGACAUCAGGAUGCACAGGCACAGUCUCACAUAUAGAGGAGCCAUGCUCAAUAUCAACAGGUAUCGGUUGAGAGCCUCAAGCUGUCCAGAUAUUUACAGGAAUUCGAUGACCACGAUAGCUAAAACGAAAUUGGUCUGGUACGCCGGCCUUUGGGAGUUCUGGGAUCUUAUCGUUGAUAUGCUGGACUUUUCCCAUUUUGCCGACUCACGAUUCUUACUCUUUGCCAUCAGUAACUUCCUUUUACACACUUGGUACGACGUACCUUAUGUCUAUCUCACAGAUAAUGCCAUUGAGAUGGGCUUCAGCGAAACCGACGCUUCCAUUUUGAUUUCGGUAAUUGGUAUCACCAACAUGGGUGGCGAGAUUAUUCUAGGUUGGGCUGGUGAUAGAGAUUGGGCGAAUGCUUCCAUCGUCUAUGCCGUGUGUAUGUCACUUUGUGGUGCAGUCACGGCUAUGAUACCUAUGGUCGUCAGCAAUUAUUAUAUGCUCUGCGCAAUAUCUGGUGCCUUUGGUCUCUUUAUCUCGGCGAAUUAUAGUCUUACCAGCAUCAUUCUCGUCGAGCUAAUCACAAUUGAGAGAUUUACCAAUGCCUAUGGACUUUUACUUCUUGUUCAGGGUGUCGCAAAUCUCAUGGGUCCACCGUUAGCUGGGUGGUUAUAUGACAUCACCGGAUCGUAUGAUCUCUCCUUCUACUUGGCCGGCUUCUUCAUUGCCGUAAGCGGGGCGUUGCUUUUGGUAACGCCACUCAUCGGCCUCUAUCGAAAAUUUAGGCCAGGCUUGAAGGAAGAGGUAGCUAACAAGGAUUUCGCUGAAACGAAUAAUGUUUAAAUUGUGACAUGAUUCAUAACAUUACAAUACGAAAGAUAUUAAAAACAAAAUGAACACAAAAAAAAAAUAACGGAGGAGGAGGAGGUUAAUGGAAUUUAUGGGAAAAUUAUCUUUCCAAUUCAGGAAUUGUAAAUUUACGCGUAAAAAAAAGAGACAUAAAAAAGAAAACACACAUACUUUCUAUGUAUUUUGAAGAUUUUUCUGACGGAGACGCGUACCGUCUAUAUACAUAUUAUAUAAUAUUAA
Messenger RNA from Vespa mandarinia (Asian giant hornet), 4401 nucleotides. Its product is annotated as monocarboxylate transporter 9. Gene Ontology annotation, biological process: transmembrane transport; monocarboxylic acid transport. Lineage: Eukaryota; Metazoa; Arthropoda; Insecta; Hymenoptera; Vespidae. Gene Ontology annotation, molecular function: monocarboxylic acid transmembrane transporter activity. The record is from RefSeq and is a predicted model, not a curated record.